CACAAUUCCUCGCGGAAAAACAGCCUGUCAAAGUCUGGCAAAUCAGAAACCCGCUGUGGAAAGGAAAAUGGCGAAGAAGCUGUUCAAGUGGACAGAUGAACAGACAUACCAGUUCAUCCAUCUUAGAAUGGAGAAGGAAAAUCAGUUCACAGGACAUCGAAAUUCAUCUGCACACGGAUUUGAUGAAAUCAUUAAAACCAUGGGUUUGGACAACCAAUUGACUUGCCAACAGGCAAAAAAGAAGUGGGAGAAUUUGAAGAAAAAAUAUAAGGAUUUAUUACUUUCUGGGAAGGAAUCUGGGACAGACUCAGAAGAAGCCACUGCUGCAACAUGGCAGUUUUUUGCUGCUAUGCACAAAGCAGUUGGCCAGAGGCCUUCAGUAAUUCCUCUUAAUUUAAUUGCUUCAGCAGAGGGUGUUUCACUCCAAGGAAACAAUUCUGUAGUCCAGUGCCUAACUAAAGGGCAGGCUCCAGAAGGCAAUCAAGUAUAUUUGGCAGAAAUAGUCAGUGAUGCAAAAUCAUCCAUGGAAAAGGAAACCAAUGUUAACGCACACGUAGAAAUGGAUGUGCCCAUUAAACAGUGCUCAGCAGAGCAUUCAGAUCUUCUUUCUAGGAAAAAAUAUAGGCAAAACAUACAGAAAAGGAAAAGUGAUGGCGUUUUAGAAUUGCUGAAAACAAUGUUUGAACAACAAGAAAAAAGAUUCAGAGAAGCUGAAGAGAGGGAGGCGGCAAGACAAAAAAGAGUUGAAGAACAGAUGGAGAGAAUGUUAAACAUUUUGGAAAAGAUUGUGGAGAAAAUCUGAUUAUGGAGAAAUUGUGCUUAGAACUGAUGCCUCGUCUCACAGGUUGUAAAGUCUGAAUUGAAAUCCUGAACUGGUCACUGUCUGUGAAGCCUGCUUGUUUUCCCUGUGUCUUCAUUCAUUUUCUUUGGAAUACAGUACUCAGUUUUGCAUUAGAUUAAGCAUGUUUAAAAAUGGAUGGGUAAAAUAUGCACAUAUACAUUAAAUGAAAAUGACCAUUUUGCUAUUCA
Molecule: messenger RNA, 1029 nt
Organism: Polypterus senegalus (gray bichir)
Lineage: Eukaryota; Metazoa; Chordata; Cladistia; Polypteriformes; Polypteridae
Exons: 4
Coding region: 68-802 (244 amino acids)
Source: RefSeq, a predicted model, not a curated record